GGUGAAGUGAAGUUUACUUGUAGCCAUUUAGCAGUAUCGCUCUAGCUAGCGAAAUGUCUUCUGUAUUAAGGCACGCUAUUAAAUCCACUUCUUCUGGAUUCUUAUCACUAUUGCCUGGAACCUGCAAUCAUGGGAAAACAUUUGCUUUGCCAUACUUUGUAUCUAAAAACAGAUUUUCAUCAUCUACAAAAAUUAAAGUGGACCUGGACAGUAGUAAUGGUGUUGCUGUAAUGCAUUUCCAGAGCCCUCCAGUCAAUAGUCUCAGUCUGGAUUUUCUGACUGAGUUUACCAUUAGUUUAGAAAAACUUGAGCUGGACAGAAGCUGCAGGGGUGUGAUCAUAACUUCUACCCAGCCAAAGGUGUUUUCUGCUGGUCUAGACAUUAUGGAAAUGUAUCAAAAGAACCCAGAACACUGUGCAGAAUUCUGGAAGGCUGUACAGGAAAUGUGGCUUAAGCUUUAUGGAUCCAACAAGGUCACCAUUGCUGCUAUCAAUGGCUCCAGUCCUGCAGGUGGCUGUUUGUUGGCUAUGUGUUGUGACUACAGGAUAAUGGCCAAUAACCCCCAUUAUUGCAUUGGCCUCAAUGAAACACAGCUUGGCAUUGUAGCACCUUUUUGGUUUAAGGACACCAUGACAAACACUGUGGGACAUAGAGAAACCGAGAAGGGUCUUCAGCUUGGUAUGUUGUACAGUACUCCUGAAGCCCUGAAGAUUGGUCUGGUGGAUCAGCUUGUUCCUGAGGAUAAAGUUCUCAGCACAGCCACUGAGACCAUGACCAAAUGGUUGGCCAUCCCAGAUCAUGCCCGUCAGAUAAGUAAGUCCAUGAUGAGAAAGCCCACAAUAGAUAAACUUCUUGCAAACAGAGAAGCCGAUACCAAAAACUUUGUAAGUUUUAUCACCAAAGACUCCAUCCAGAAAUCUAUUGGCAUGUACUUGGAGAUGCUGAAGAAGAGGAAGUCUUGAUGAGCUGAAUUAGUUAAAGUUGGAUUAAUGUGUGUGUCUGUGAAUCACAUUGUGGUCUCCCUUGUAUUAAAAGAGGUUAUCUUGACA
This is a messenger RNA of Xyrauchen texanus (razorback sucker), 1049 nucleotides long. Its product is annotated as enoyl-CoA delta isomerase 1, mitochondrial-like. The record is from RefSeq and is a predicted model, not a curated record. Bases 54 to 962 code for a protein of 302 amino acids. Gene Ontology annotation, cellular component: mitochondrion. The transcript has 7 exons. Gene Ontology annotation, biological process: fatty acid beta-oxidation. Gene Ontology annotation, molecular function: enoyl-CoA hydratase activity. NCBI's taxonomy places the organism in Eukaryota, Metazoa, Chordata, Actinopteri, Cypriniformes, Catostomidae.